AUGGCAGACAGCAGCCCGGAAACCAUGGGCGAAACUAUGGAAAGUGAAUAUUCUUCCCCCGAGGACCAAACGGCGCAAAUCGUAAACCAGAAGAUUAUGGGCCAAGUACAGCAAUUGGUCCAGCAGAAUAAGUACACUGCGCUGAUCCAAGUCAUCGAGCUAAGCACUCAGCACGUAAACCAGCGAAAAGAAAUAGCAAAACUCCAGCAGUACAUCAAGAAAGUGCUGGAGGAAGGAGUGCAAACUAAAAGUGAUCUAAUCGUGCAGCACAAUUUUAAAACGAAUGUGCAAAGCAUUGAAGACGUAAAACAUGACACUUCUAUGCGAUUGCGCGAAAAAUUGGAAGCAAUCAAUGCACACAUAAAGUCGAACGACGCGAUGCGCUCGCACCUCAAGGAACAUGACGCGGUGGCACGUUCAGAAAUGGAAGAAAUAAAGAAACUGUUGACCGAGUUAACUGAGAAAGCAAACGUCCUUCAGUGUGCGCUCAAGAAAGGGGAAGGCCACUUGAAAACCCUACACAAACAGCUACAUAGCGUCGCUGCAGAAAAACAUAUUCUCCAGCAAGAUUGUCACGCCAAGGAGUGUGAAAUGCAAAAUGUGUCCUCGCACGACGCUGAAAUUAUGCAGCAGAUCAAGAACGAGCUGAUUGACAAAGAAAGCAGUGUCAAACAGCGCACCGAAGAGCUGAAGCAUGAGGAGCAAAACCAGAGCAAACAAAUGAACGCUUUAGAACAGCUUCAAUCCGAGCUCAACGUAAUGCGAAACAAUGUCGAACAGCUGAAGCAAAAGGUUGACAGUGAACUGUUGAAGGAAACGCAACGCUUUCGCAAGGAAAUAGCUUUUUCGGAGAAGUCAUUCGAAGAGAUGAAAAUGAAGAACGAAAACAUGAUCGCACACAUGACAAACUCCAUUACGGAUUUAGUCGAACAAACGAAAAAAUCUGACGAACGUAUCAAUGAGCUGCGUAACAGGCAAAAUGAAUUGAGCAACAAUUUGCGCGUCUUGCAUGAUGAAAACAGUAAGCUGAAACGGGAGCUGGAGAACUACAACCGCAACAAGGAACAAGAAAUGGCGUUCGCACGACUGAAGGAAUCGAUUAAAGCGUCCAAGACCAGUGCUAAGGAGGCUGCCUCGAAGAAAUCGGCGGCUUUUAUUAUGCGACCGAAAAGACAAGUAUUCAUUAAGGAAGCGAAGAACAAUAAAGAAGUAACAGCUACAAAGAACCCACCGAUGCCUAUCGCCGCCGAAAGCGAGCAUUCCAGUGCGUUCGACGACUCUGUGUUCUUCGAAGGAAAAUUGUAG
Molecule: messenger RNA, 1305 nt
Organism: Anopheles marshallii
Lineage: Eukaryota; Metazoa; Arthropoda; Insecta; Diptera; Culicidae
Product: centrosomal protein of 128 kDa-like
Exons: 4
Coding region: 1-1305 (434 amino acids)
Source: RefSeq, a predicted model, not a curated record